CUUCUCCAAGGAGGAGACUGGGGGUGAACGUGUGGAAAACCGGUAGAACACAUUUCAUUUGCAUGUUUUUUGAAGAAUUCAAAGGAUGACAUCCAAUUCAAACUCAGCAGAUGAAGACCAAAUGAACAUCAUGAUGGAUAUGGAAGGAAAUGUUUACUUGCCAAUAAACAAAACUUUUAUGUCUAAAAAGGCCCGGAUUGAGAAGGUGAUGGUAAAGGGAUUAAAUAAAACAAAAGAUGAUAUUGUCCUCAAACAGUUUCCAGGUGUCUUCACAGCAGAGAACUUGUAUGAGGUGUACAGGAAAGCCGAGGAAGCCCGUGAGAGACUUUUAAGACUGGAUAUCUUCAGUGCUACUAAUGUUGAACUGGAUACUGCCAAUGACAGUAGUAAGCCAGAUAGUUAUUCCUUGAUUGUUAAUGUAAAGGAGGGGCGUACAAUGAAUGGAGGAAUGCACAUGAAUUCAGAUCUCAAUGGAAAUAUUACCCCAGAUAUGCAGAUUCACUUUCGCAACCUGUUUGGCCGAGCGGAGAAGACCAUGCUUGACUACCAGUUCUAUUCUUAUGGUGCUUCAACUUCUAGGAUUAACCUCAAAUUUACCAAACCUCUGGGAGGGGAUCCUGAUGUUUUAUAUUCUUUGGGUGUUCAGCAAUACAGAGGAACACAAGAAUGGGCAGGUUUUAAGCAGAUUGACAGAGGGAUUUAUUCCGGUUUAAUGUUCCCAAGUGCAUUUGGUACACACACAUUGCAGUGGAAUGGAUUUUGGAGGGAAGCCAAUUGCCUGAAUCACAAAACUUCUUUCCCUAUACGAGAAAGUAUGGGACAUUCCAUGAAAAGUUCCAUAUCACAUACACUCAUUAGAGACAGAAGGGGAACAUCACCUUUUCCAAAAAGUGGUUACAGACUGAAAACAACACAGGAAUAUGCAGGAGUUGGGGGUGAUGUCAAGUUUUUAAAGAAUGAACUAGAACUAGAAAUGAACAAAUCUCUUCCAUUUGGCGCAAGUUUACAGCUAAAUAUCGGUAGUGGUGUGUUAAGGUCAUUAAAUGGCACAGCAGUCAAAGUUAGUGACAAGUACUUCUUGGGAGGACCACUCAGUUUACGAGGAUUUAAAAUCAAUGGUGUGGGACCAACUAGUGAUGGGAAUUCACUUGGUGCUAAUUCAUAUUGGUUAGGAGGGUUGCAUUUGUACACACCACUGCCAUUCCUCCCCAACCUUGGAGGGAUUGGGAAACAUAUCAAGACACACUGUUUUGUUAAUGCAGGAGGAUUAGUCAAUGUGGAUUUCAACCAGAACUGGGAGCAGAUACUGCAGAAGUACAGAGAAUCUCCACGGGUGUCAUAUGGUGCUGGUCUAGCCAUGCAGAUAUCACUUUUUAGAUUGGAGUUAAACUACUGUGUACCAGUUAAAGUCCAGCCAGGAGACAAUGUGAAUCCAGGGCUUCAGUUUGGAAUAGGUAUCAAAUUUCCAUAGCUGUCAAUUGUCAGCGAAGUGUGCAUACAAUAAUGACUUUUAUAUAACUACACUUGUAUGGAAACCACAGCAUUCCAGUUUUAAGAUCUUUAUGUGACUGUGGCAUCACUAUUUUGUAAAUCAAUGCAUUUUGAUUCAAAGUUUGCAAAAAUAAUUUUUUAACAGAAGCUAUACACUGUCUUUAUUACACAUUGCAUUUAUAAUUGAUAUAUAUAUCUUACAGCCAUACAUUUAGUAGAAACCUAAUUAAACAUAAGAAUAUGACCCAGAAUAUUAUUUAUACCUUGCGGUUUCCAAUCAAUUUUGGUUAUUCCAAUAGCAAUCUUUCCAUGGAUUUGAUAUUUACUCUACCAGACCUUGGGCCCAUAACAUAGCAAGGUGAGACUAUGGCCACAACACUGCCAUUUGCUUGUGAAAUAAAGCCUAUUAAAUAGAGGUUUGUCCUUUUGCCUCUUCUUUUCUGUAUAAAGUGGAAAUGUGUUUUAGGUCUUUUUCUAAUUUUUAAAUUACAUAAUUUAUAAAGUGUUGAAGUAUUUGAUGCUGCUCAGUAUGCCCAUGUGCACUAACAAAUUAAAGACGACCUAAUAAAUGCCAAUCACUUUAAUUACAA
Lingula anatina is the source of this 2081-nucleotide messenger RNA. Its product is annotated as sorting and assembly machinery component 50 homolog B. Gene Ontology annotation, biological process: protein insertion into mitochondrial outer membrane; mitochondrial respiratory chain complex assembly. NCBI's taxonomy places the organism in Eukaryota, Metazoa, Brachiopoda, Lingulata, Lingulida, Lingulidae. The record is from RefSeq and is a predicted model, not a curated record. Gene Ontology annotation, cellular component: outer membrane.